GACAGCAGUUUAUUUUCGCCAGCCUGAGCUUUCCGUGUAUGUUUAGCAAGUCGACAACAGGAGGCGCCGCUUAUUUGAGAGACAAACGGAGAGGAAUUCUUGUGAAAUACGGUGGCGAAGCAGGGUUAUGUAGUUUGUCAAGUAGCUUACAAAGUUGUUGCUAAGGGACACGCGAGUCACUCCGCAUUGGCGCGAAACUGGGUUGGGCUGGCGGAUUGAUAUUCAAAUUAACCGUCAGGUGUGCUGUAAAUCUUUCUGGAAUAGCGUCUCAACCAAUCAGAGCUAAAGAAGACGGACUACUUUUUACGGAGGAUAUCAUUGCCUACCUUAGACGCUAUAUCAACCGAAUGAUGGCUACAAGCGGGUGCUAGCUUGCCAAGGCGUGCUGCAUUCACGUAACGCAAACACCGUCGGAGCUUAGUGACUUCUCGAGUGUCCAUGUGUUGUUGUUUUAAAAUGAUGACACAGCUUUGUCAAGGACGCGGUAGUGGGGCAGACCGGCUGUCUCUCAAGCAACGCCAGAGAGUAAAUGUACGCUGAUGGGACCGCGGGUGAGGACGGAGACGCAGGCAGAGGCAGCCAUGAGCCCUCCACGCCGAUCUUCAAGUUCCCAUGGCGACAGCAGCAGGCCAUCUACUGAGACCAUGCAGAGGAACAACAGCAGUAAUUCUGGCGUUAUCUUGGACAUCUCUGCUCUCAAAAUGGCUGAAGUGGAGACUGAGGUGCCUCCUCUUCCACCUCGCUACCGCUUCAGGGACCUCUUGUUGGGGGACCAGACUUUUCAGAAUGAUGACAGGUAUCAGGAGGAGUACAGUAUGGACUCAACCAAUGCCCAGGUGCAGGUUGAGUUCUACGUCAAUGAAAACACCUUCAAGGAGAGGCUGAAGCUUUUCUUCAUCAAAAACCAAAGGUCAAGCUUAAGGAUUCGCCUGUUCAACUUCUCCUUGAAGAUCCUCACCUGCGUCCUUUACAUAGUAAGAGUCAGCCUUCAUGACCCCAUGCAGACCAAUGUUAACCCAUGUGCAAUCAUCCGGAAUUCCAGCUGGCCAAAUUCAGCAGCAGAAUCACCAGAAAUCAACUGGAAGUUAAUUUUCUGGGUUACCAGACCAGAUCCUUUAUGGGGUAUACAGGUUACUGUGGCUUUAAUCAGUUUUUGGGAAACCAUGUUAAUCACAUAUCUCAGCUACAAGGGGAACAUAUGGGAGCAGAUAUUCCAGAUAUCCUUCAUAUUGGAGAUGAUAAAUACGGUGCCAUUUAUUAUCACAAUUUUCUGGGCUCCUUUACGAAACAUAUUUGUUCCCGUUUUUCUUAAUUGCUGGCUAGCCAAAGGAGCCCUGGAAAACAUGAUUAAUGACUUUCACCGUGCCAUUCAGAGAACGCACUCGGCCAUGUUCAACCAGGUGGUCAUCCUCAUCUGCACUUUACUGUGUCUGGUUUUCACUGGAGCUUGUGGCAUCCAGCAUCUAGAGAGAGCUGGAAAGAACCUCAGCCUCUUUGACUCUUUUUACUUCUGCAUUGUGACCUUCUCAACCGUGGGCUACGGAGACGUGACGCCCCAGAUCUGGCCCUCACAGCUACUGGUGGUCAUCCUCAUCUGUGUCGCUCUGGUGGUGCUCCCGCUGCAGUUCGAAGAGCUUGCAUAUCUGUGGAUGGAGAGACAGAAACUCGGCGGAAACUACAGUCGCCACCGAGCACAGACUGAGAAGCAUGUAGUGUUGUGUGUCAGUUCACUGAAGAUAGAUCUUCUGAUGGAUUUUCUGAAUGAGUUCUAUGCGCACCCCAGGUUACAGGAUUAUUACGUGGUGAUCCUGUGCCCAACGGAUAUAGAUAUUCAGGUUCGCCGCAUCCUCCAGAUACCCUUAUGGUCCCAGAGGGUCAUCUACCUUCAGGGGUCCGCACUCAAAGACCAGGACCUGAUGAGGGCCAAAAUGGACGAUGCCGAGGCAUGUUUUAUCCUCAGCAGUAGGAAUGAGGGCGACAGAACUGCUGCAGAUCAUCAGACUAUUUUGAGGGCUUGGGCCGCAAAGGACUUUGCUCCUAACUGUCCACUUUAUGUACAGAUUCUUAAACCGGAGAACAAAUUUCAUGUUAAAUUUGCUGAUCACGUCGUAUGUGAAGAGGAGUUCAAGUACGCCAUGCUCGCAUUGAACUGUGUGUGUCCAGCCAUGUCUACCUUAGUUACUCUCCUUGUUCACACUUCUAGAGGACAGGAGGGACAGUUGUCACCCGAGCAGUGGCAAAGGAUGUACGGACGUUGCUCCGGUAAUGAAGUCUACCACAUUCGAUUGUGUGACAGCAAGUUUUUCGGGGAGUAUGAUGGAAAGAGCUUCACUUACGCCUCCUUUCAUGCUCAUAAGAAGUAUGGCGUGUGCCUGAUUGGCGUCAAGCGGGAAGACAACAAAAGCAUCCUAUUGAACCCCGGGCCGCGUCACAUCAUGGCUGCCACUGACACUUGCUACUACAUCAACAUUACCAAGGAGGAGAACUCAGCCUUCAUCUUCAAACAGGAAGAGAAGCAUAACAAGACUCUGUCCGUUUCUGGUCUUUACGACGCCCCCUCCAGGCUGCCCGUGCAUAGCAUCAUUGCCAGCAUGGUUGAUCAGGCCACUUCGUAUGGCACAGUGGCCUUCGACCUCCAGAACCCGGAUCCUCCCGAAGAAACCAGCAAGCUCACCUUACCGACAGAAAACGGCGCAGGAAGCCGCAGGCCGAGCAUCGCGCCGGUCCUGGAGAUCGCCGACUCUUCUGCCAUUCUGCCGUGCGAUCUCCUCAGCGACCAGUCGGAGGAUGAGACCAACCAAUCGGACGAAGAAGGCUCCGUCGGAUCAGACUUUGUGAAGGGCUACCCUCCCAACUCUCCCUACAUUGGCAGCUCUCCGACACUGUGCCAUCUCCUUCCACAGAAAGCUCCAUUUUGUUGCCUGCGCCUUGACAAGGGCUGCACACACAACAGCUUCGAAGACGCCAAAGCCUACGGUUUCAAGAAUAAGCUGAUUAUAGUGUCUGCUGAGACGGCAGGAAACGGUUUGUACAAUUUCAUCGUCCCCCUGCGAGCGUACUAUAGACCGAGGAAGGAGCUCAAUCCUAUUGUGCUUCUUCUGGACUAUCCGCCAGAUAACCACUUCUUAGAGGCCAUAUGCUGCUUCCCGAUGGUGUACUUCAUGGCCGGCACCAUUGAUAACUUGGACAACCUGCUACAGUGUGGAAUCAUCUAUGCCGACAAUUUAGUAGUUGUGGACAAGGAGAGCACCAUGAGUGCAGAAGAAGACUACAUGGCCGACGCCAAAACCAUCGUCAACGUCCAGACUAUGUUCAGACUGUUCCCGAGCCUUAGCAUCAUCACUGAGCUCACGCAUCCAUCCAACAUGAGGUUCAUGCAGUUCAGAGCCAAGGACUGCUACUCGCUCGCUCUUUCCAAACUGGAAAAGAUAGAACGAGAUAAGGGUUCCAAUCUGGCGUUUAUGUUUCGGUUGCCAUUUGCAGCUGGCCGGGUGUUCAGUAUCAGCAUGCUGGAUACACUGCUCUACCAGUCUUUCGUAAAGGACUACAUGAUAGCCAUAGCAAGGCUUCUUCUCGGUCUGGACACGACACCGGGAUCCGGCUAUUUGUGCGUUAUGAAGAUAACAGAGGAGGACCUUUGGAUCAGAACAUACGGCAGACUGUUCCAAAAACUAUGUUCCUCCAGUGCCGAGAUCCCCAUUGGGAUCUACCGCACAGAGUCGCAUAUGUUCUCCACGUCCGAGUGCAAGGACAGUUAUGUUCAGUCUCAGGUGUCCAUCAAUGUGGAGCAAGGCGAGGAACAGCGUGACCGCAAAGAGUCGUGGAAGGAGAAGACGGCGCACCGGAAUUCCAGCGCCAGUGAGCAGUCGGAGCACCCGCUGCUUAGGAAGAAGAGCAUGCAGUGGGCACGACGGCUAAGCAGGAAGAGCACCAACAAGCCCUCCAGCCGCGCGGAGCGCAUCUCGCAGCAGCGCCUCAACCUGUACCGCCGAUCUGAACGCCAGGAGCUCUCCGAGCUGGUCAAAAACCGCAUGAAACACUUGGGCCUGCCCACUGUUGGAUACGAGGAUGUUUCUAAUCUCACUGCGAGCGAUGUCAUGAAUCGAGUAAAUCUAGGAUAUUUGCAAGAGUUGCAGGACAUAUCAGAGCAGCCGUAUACAGACGGGACCCGGCCGUCAGAUGAGAUGAACGACCACCAGAACACGCUCUCCUACGUCCUCAUCAACCCUCCUCCGGACACCAUGUUGGAGCUCAACGACAUUGUGUACAUUAUUCGGUCUGAUCCGCUAGCGCACAUGCCUGAAGAAUCCCAAGUGGGUCAAAGUCGGAGCACCCGCAACCAGACACGUUAUGUCGCGGAAACGAGAGACGAGACGCACCUAUGAGACACGCGAGAAGAGUGCCUCAUCGUUGUCACGCAACAAGUAAAACCUCAGAGGAACUCUUGUGGAAAGCCCCCCCCCCACCCCCCCCAAAAGAACUGAGACUAAUAUACCCUGCUCAAAAAACGUAUGGGGUGGUCAGCUUUUGGGUCAAAUUUCGUGGUAAACCAAAAAUGUGAAAUGGCAUAACAGAAAAAGUCAAACUUUUAGAAAUGUAUAUUUCCUCAAAUGAUCUCAAAAUAUUUCCUAAUCACUCAUUUCCUAAUCGCUUUCGUUAAUGUCCAUAAACGGAAUCCCCAACUAACCAUUCAAUAAUUACAAGGUAAUAGAGGGAUCAAUUUACGAUGAUUAAAAUUUUUUUUAGCUUGUUUCCAUCUGAAAAUUCCGGCCUCUGACUGGUCUGUUUCGGCCAACUGCCAAACAUACCGUUUCCCAUAAUAUCCACACGUGGAAUCCACAACUAAAAUUUUGCUAAUUUUGUAUAUUCUUACACAUUUUAAUAGUUGUACAGUACAUCGUUAUGAGUUCACAUUUUAGAAAUUUGCAUUUCCCUAUUAAGCAACCUAAGUGUUCAAAAAUAGUGUUUUGUAAAUCCACCAAGAUGUAAAAAAUAUUACAUAACAAUUCCUCAUUUCCUGACUGUUUUUUGUGAUAUCCACAGACAAAAUCCCCAAAUAACCUUUUGCUAACUUUCUAAGUAUUUUAAUGAUUCUAGAUUAUUAUGACUUAAAAGUAGGCAUUGAUUUUAUACGAUAAAAAACAUUAGUUUCUUUAAUUGAAGAUACCAGAUUCUUAUUGGUCUAUUUCGGUCAACUGACCAAUAUGCCGGCCACUGAUUGAUCUAUUAUUAGGCGACAGUGAAAUUGAACUAUCGCAAACUCCACCUCUUAAACGGCCAUCGACCAAUCAUAGGUCACCAAGACUCAUUGUUUUUUGCUCCAAUAUCUCCUUUUCAUGGAGGGGAGUGUUAAAAAAAUAUGAAUAUUUAUUUUUAAUGCACAUAAUUAAUUAUGUUGUGUGUUUUUGAUGCCGUGAACUAUCCACGCUAGCGUUGUGAUCGACGUAAUGGCCACCCCUGGUCGAAUUGAUUGAUUUGGUGGUUUUGGCAUCGCCAACUGCCAUAAAAAUACGAAAAGAAUCAACAAGUUGUGGACGUCUAAAGUGGUAAAGCGAUAUCCCUAUGGAAAAUAUAAAUUGGACACAAGGUACCCCAGGAGAAUAUCAGUAUGAAUGUGGUUCUUUCCCUGCUGAAAAAGCUGAAAAAACAACUGGAUUCCAACAGAUUAAAACGGUGGUCUCCAAACUAAUCCACAUAGGGGCCGCAGUGGGUGCUGGGUUUCACGCCAAUCAAAGGAGAUGAAUACCUUUUCACCAAUGUGGUGUCUUAAAGGUAGGGAUGGGAAUUGAUAAGAUUUUUACGAUUCUGAUUCCAUUAUCGAUAUUGCUUAACGAUUCGAUUCUUUAUCGAUUCUAAUUUGGACUAAUGGACUGUAUGAGGUUCUGGGUUCAAUAUGUUUUAUGUUUCAUUCGCCUCGGGGUGUCGGUUAGAACACAAGGAGCGGAGAGUGGAGUUGGACUUUGGCACUUUUAUACAACUUGGCAACAGGCACAACUAUGUAUAGGCAAUGGCACUUGAUAUGAGAAUCACUCAACGAGCAGGUGGGAGCAAGCGAGAUGUUGAUGUAUUUGUAUGUGUGUGACAGACUGGAAUGUGUGGAUAUAUGUGUGGUUCUGAAAGGAAAGAAAAUUAGUGCUGAUGCAAUAAACAAUGCAAACUGACUGUAAACUAGUCAAUAAUACACAUACAUGACUCGCAGUGUAAUGAACACAAAGGGAGGGUGCGAGUGAGCGCGCACAUCAGGGAAGCACGCUGCGUGCACGUGCGGUCAUCUUGGCCAUAAAACUGGCGAAAACUAAGAUCUGUACACUCAUAUGGAUGUACAACAUUCUCAUAAGAUGCUAAACUAACACAUUCCCUUUUACACAAAUAUGCGACGCAAGUAAUAUACUGGUGGGGGUGCAAGUGCGCACGCACAACCUGCAAGCACGCUGCAUGCACGUGCAGUCAUCUUGGCCAUAAAAGUGGCGAAAACUAAGCACUGUACACUCAUGGAUGUACAACAUUCUCUUAAGAUGCUAACACAUUCCCUCUUAACACAAAUGUGCAACGCGAAUGUAAUGUAAACAACACUCUCCUCGACGAGCGGAGCAACCAGCCGACAGUAAAAACAUGAAACGGUCACGCUGAUAACGGCUCUAAUUUAUCAUAAGAACUUUAUGGCAUGAAGAGGAAAUACUUAUUCGUUCAUGGACGCACAAAAAUUAAUACUUCCUCUAACAGGUGGCCAUCCUCUGCUCGAAAUGGGCACCUAACGUGGUCCCAGAAUACGCAGCGCGCAUGAUGUAGAUAAAUAACAGGAAAUGGACUGGUUGUUAUGGGAACGAACCCAUACCCAUGAAAUCUUUCUAACAGGAGUAUAAAAAUUGCUCAUAAAAUCGUUUAGGAUUAUUUUAGAUGCAUGUAUGUUAUAUUUUUCUAAUAGAGUAUUCGACAAGAAUAUGAUAGACCCAUUAAUAGACUUUUUGGGAAAAAUCACUAUUUCUUUAAGUAGUCUCAUGAAUAAUGACUUAGCCUGUAAAUACACCUACAUUAUCACUAGGCGGCCACACCUCAUGGUACACUUGAUGGGUGGUUAUAUUGUGAGCAUUCAGGUUGUGAUACUUGCUUACUUGUCGGUGUGUAUCUUGCGAAACGUCCGUAACGUUGAUUGUACUGUUAGGAAUCUAUAAGAGAAUUGUCAGAUAAUCUGCCAAACGAUUCCACAGAAUUGAUACACGCUGAACCGAACCGGUUCUCGAUUCCCAUCCCUACUUACAGGUGUAAUCAGUUGAUUGUAGUCAGGGUUUGCUUCUUUUAGCAGGAACCUCAUUGGUGAAAUUGUCUGUGCUGAUCGGUAUCAACAAAAACUAGGACCCACAGCAGUCCAUGAGGACCGGUUUGGUGACCCUGGAAUGAAAUAUUCAGGACGUACGGCGUCAUUCUCAGCUAAAUUUCUCCUAAAUAAACAAGUAUACAUAUGUAUUCUCUUAAGGUAAGCGUAAGCUAACGUCAAAGGCUAACUAGCGAGGAGUCUUGCCUAACUUGCACGUAAGGGCAAGAACAUUCAUAAAACUGGAUAUCACCGUUGUACCGACUGUUAUUGAGUAUUAUAUCUUACUAGGAUGUAGCCUUCAACUGUUUCAUUAGCUAAAGUUGGUUAACAUGUCUUUGGCGCAAUCCGUUCUACGAGUAUGCUAACAUUAAAAGUGAUGCUUCCGCUCUUUAAACAUAGCAUGCCAUGUUUCAAAAACGGUUUUAGUCGCCCUCGCUCACUUGCCCUCGGGGAAUCCUCGCCACCAUCUUAAGGGCUGUUCUAUUUCUCUAAACAGCUGAAGCGAACUUGGUGAGAUCAACCCUUGAGGGCUUAGUGAUCGAGUCAACAACGAUGGUCAUUCGCUCACUUGCCCUCGGAGAAUCCCCACCGCCAUCUUAAGGGCUGUUCCAUUUCUCUACACAGCUGAAGUGAACUUUGUUAGAUCGACCCUUGAGGGCUUAGUGAUCGAAUCAACAAUGAUGAUCACUUCAGAUAUAUCAAAUUCAUCCCACAAUGUAUUUCAGUGGUACACGAAAAAAUAAGUCUGAAUGAAGCUCAAACCCCUUGGCUGCUGUCUAUUUACCACCAAAGAAGAAGAAAAUGAAUUAAGGAGCCAGCACGGUGUUUGAAUGUUAUACCAAAUUGCCUUUCGAAUUGUAAAAUUUGUAAUUGUUGUUAAAAAUAGAAUAAAAUAGGAAAUUAGAGUGUCUGUGGCCGUUAUGGCAGAAAGUAUGGGAUUACGGGAGUGCCAAAAUUAAAAAAUAAAUGAAUAAAUAAAAGAUAAAAGUACAUUUUGUCAUUGUGAUUUUUAAAGUUUUAAGACUUUUAAAGUAAAAGUCGGGAAAAAAAACGGAAAAAUCUGACAAUUUGUCUUUUUUACUUUUUGUCAUUGAAAAACUAAAACGGAAAAAAUGGCAAUAUUUUUUUCUUUGCCUUUUCUAUUUCGCUUGUCAUUGUCUCUGCCUUUCUCUUUCUCAAUUGCACUUUGCUUUUACUAAUGUCAACUAAACUUUGUUUAAAUUUAUUUAAGCAAAAAAUCUGUCGACAAAUUAUAAGGUAAAGACAAAUAAUGAAUUGCGCGCAUAAAAUUUGAUACAAAAUUAAAAAUUCUGAUAAUUACCAGGUACCAACCUAUUGAAAUCAAGUGUAGAAUACAUCUCCGUCUUAAUUUGGAAUAGGCAGUAUAACGCCACCUCAACAACAUUCAUGACUGUCUGGCCUGUGAGUGAACGAGGGCAAGUGUUACCUCUUUCACUCCCCGUCCGCCCUUCAAGUGGCCUCAGUGUGACGUCAUAGCAAGGGCUGAGGGCAAGUGAGCAAAGGCCACUCAAACUGUUUUUGAAACGCAGCCCUGAUAUUGCCCCGGUAUACGUCUGCCAUCAAUGACUUGUACCGUUGGAGUCACGAAGCGUCAGCUUAGCAACCGUAACUAAGGGGAGGCGGCGCUUUUGCGAAAGGUCAAAUGCAGGAUACUGGGUCCAUAAGACGGACUAAUUUAAAAGCUGGGGCGGCACGGUGCUAGAGUGGUUAGCAUGUCCGCCUCACAGAUUGGAGAUCAAGGGUUCAAUCCUGUCCUUCUGUGUGGAGUUUGCAUGUUCUCCCCGUGCUUCCGUGGGUUUUCUCCUGGUACUCCGGUCCCCAAUACCAAAAACAUGCAUGGUAGGCUAAUGGAACUCGCAAUUAUCCCUAGGUAUUAUGUGUGCGCGAAUGUUGUUCAUCUCCUUGUGCCCUGCAAUUGGUUGUCAACCGAUUCAGGGUGGACCCAGCCUAUUGUCCACAGAGUUAGCUGGGAAUGGCUCCAGCACCCUCGUGAGGAUAAGCGGCUCAGAAAAUGAAUUCAUAAUUUACAAGCUUGUAUUUCAGAUGCUGCUACAAAAAUGUGAUAGUGGACUGAACCAGUCCUGUUAUUUCCAUUUUGCGUUCAACUUGAAAUUUCCCCAAAAGCCAAAACCCCUAAACAUGUGAGUCAUGUAUAAUAGAUUGACUUUAGACUGCACACAUGUACACUUUGUGCCUUGUGUUUGUGGGGCAGCCGACAUGCCACUGGAUAUCAACUCUACUGUGUUUUCGACUAAUCCUUCUUUCUGAACUGCUACUUUUCCUUUGCUUGGUAGUAAACACUCGAUCUAGGAGCACAAGCGUCCGACUGAAGGACUGCGGCAGAACGCUGUCGGAUAACUGGAAAUGUUUACGGAACUCUCAGCGCCCACUGCUGGCUACGAGCACGCACACGUUUUGAGAGAAAGACAUUGACUAAGUGGCGUUUAUCAGCCAUGUUGUGUGAGAAUUUUUGGAAGUGUUUCUAAAACGGUUUCAUUUUUUGCUCUGCUGACAAAAACAGUAUUAUUUAUUCAAAGUGUCCUCAAAUGAUCUGCUGUUUGUGCCAUUAUUUAUUUGUAAAUACUUUUUUGUACACUAUGUGCCAUUUUCAUCUUGUUUCCCCUAGCUGCAAAUUGUUUGUAUUUUAGAAUUAUGUAUAAUCAUUUUUCAGUAGGACGUCAAAUCCAUUGACGGUGAUAGACUUUGGGAGGGCUGCCAGUCAAAAUGGACUGGACGUCUAUUACCGUGAAUGGCAGCUAAUGUGUUAACAUGAAUGCCAAAUGUUUGUCCUGUCUGUCAAGCAGUGUUGUAAAUCCAGGCCAGGCUUUUACUUUUUUUCUUCAAUUUAAACUGAGGACAGGAAGUUUGUUGAAUUUUUCCUCCAACCAGACGUGAAAGACGACUAUUUUUGCACUGAUGGAAUAUUUACAGAACGACCCUUUAAUCUCAUCAACGUUGUUCUUCGGGCGACAUUUUGCAUUAGGUUUUCACCGCAGGCAAAUGUGAACAAAAACACACAGGAGGGUGCAUGUGUGACUUUUUAUUUUUGUAUUUUAAAAGGCCCGACUUAAUCCCCGGGCGUAUUUUAACAUAGAUUUUGGGACCCAAGGAGUUGAAAAUGCUCCCAACAUUCCACACUGAUCCACAUCACGUGUGCUUUUCUUCACAUUCUAAGGGCAUGUUAAAGGUAUUUUAAACAAACAGCAUGAUUUUUGAUAUACAAGCUUGCCAAGAACAAAUAAGUAAGCGUUAGUGAAUGUUGGGGCCGCCAUUUGAUACGCCGUCUUUCUUCAGUGAAACAAAACAUGCAUGUUGUUUACGUGUCAGCAGCCUGCGUGUCAUGUUCGCCACUUCUGUGUUCGACCACAUCCGUUUUGUACUAUUUUUCUUAUUAUGGGAAGGUCAACUUCGAAGGUCAUGAACAAAUAAAAGCUGCAUGCAGCCGUGCCAGGUCAA
Molecule: messenger RNA, 10792 nt
Organism: Corythoichthys intestinalis (scribbled pipefish)
Lineage: Eukaryota; Metazoa; Chordata; Actinopteri; Syngnathiformes; Syngnathidae
Product: potassium channel subfamily T member 1-like
Exons: 36
Coding region: 540-4385 (1281 amino acids)
Biological process (GO): potassium ion transmembrane transport
Cellular component (GO): plasma membrane
Molecular function (GO): outward rectifier potassium channel activity; intracellular sodium-activated potassium channel activity
Source: RefSeq, a predicted model, not a curated record